Molecule: messenger RNA, 1128 nt
Organism: Carassius carassius (crucian carp)
Lineage: Eukaryota; Metazoa; Chordata; Actinopteri; Cypriniformes; Cyprinidae
Gene: mrpl2
Product: mitochondrial ribosomal protein L2
Exons: 7
Coding region: 148-1026 (292 amino acids)
Biological process (GO): cytoplasmic translation
Cellular component (GO): ribosome
Molecular function (GO): RNA binding; structural constituent of ribosome
Source: RefSeq, a predicted model, not a curated record
GGUGAGUGUGUGACGUCACCCGAGCGCGACCAGCGGCGUGUGUGUGAUCGCUGAAGGACAGAGAGCAGAUCAUCAUCAGUGUUUAGAGUGAGUUUAGAGUGAGAGAACAUAAACAUCAGUGUUUAGAGUGUACAGAAGAGUCUCGUGAUGAGCGUCGGACUGCUGUCAUGCGCACUGAGGGCUCUGUCUCUGGGCUCCUCUCAGAUCGCCGGUUUCCCGGUCGCUUCCGGUGUCUGCACUGCUCUGACCGGAAGUCGCGGCUUCAUGACGAGCGCGUGUGACCUGCAGAACCGGAGCCUGUGGAAACAGAGGGACAAAUACACCGUGCGACCGAUCGGCGUGAAGAAGACCGGAGGACGAGAUUACACCGGUAGGAUCAUCACACAGCGGAUCGGUGGAGGACACAAGCAGCGCUAUCGUAUGAUCGACUUCCAGCGGCUGCGUUAUGAAGCUGGUAAAGAGCAGCAGCCCAUCGAGGAGAAGGUGAUGGAGGUCAGAUACGACCCCUGCAGGUCCGCAGACAUCGCUCUGGUGGCCGGCGGGAGCCGAAAGCGCUGGAUCAUCGCCACAGAACACAUGGAGGCUGGAGACGUGAUCCGCACAUCUGGAGCCAUCGGACGCAUGGCAGUGCUGGCCAGAGAGGGAGACUCUCAUCCGCUGGGGGCACUUCCUGUCGGCACGCUGGUCAAUAAUCUGGAGCUGUUCCCCGGGAAGGGAGCGCAGUACAUCCGUGCCGCAGGAACGUGUGGAGUGCUGCUGCGGAAGGUCAACGGCACGGCCAUCGUCCAGCUCCCCUCCAAACAUCAGAUCCAGGUGUUGGAGACGUGUAUGGUGACGGUCGGCAGAGUGUCUAAUGUGGAGCACAACAAGCGUGUGAUUGGGAAGGCGGGCCGGAACCGCUGGCUGGGCAUCAGACCGAGCAGUGGCCUGUGGCAGAGGAAGGGCGGCUGGGCCGGACGCAAGAUCAGACCGCUGCCUCCCAUGAAGAGCUUCAUCAACCUGCCGUCUGCAGCCGCCAAAUCCUGAGACAUCAGUCCCUCACCCUGCGUCAUCUUUCUUCAGGUCUGACCAGUCACAGAGAAAUUAAGGUUUUGAGGAAAACACUGCAGGAUUUUUCUCCAUAUUUCA